AAUCGGAGACAGUGACACGGUUUGGUGUGUGGAUGAGGCUCGGUCCUUCUUUUCUUUUUUUUUUUURUUUUUCCUGAAAGGAUGUAAAUAAUCCAGGUCACGUGACACCGUGUGCGGUAUAUUGGAGGCUGAACGAAGUCGCGGAGGACAGAGAGCAGAGCGCCGCGCCGCGUCGUGCACACCCGCCGACCCUCUGUAGACUCCACACGUUUAUUUCUUUCCGACUUCAGCUACAGUGUUAGCUAAGUUUGGAGAGGGGGGGAAAGGGAGCUCGUGUUGUCUCUUUGUUUUAGUCGAUAAGCUUCGGCGCUCGGCUCCCUUUUCGCAAAGAAGACGAGAAAAAACAACAGCAAGAGCAGCUGCUGCAACACUGACCGGGUUACAUCCGUCACCUGGACACGCUGAACAUGGAUAACCCUGCAGCCAAGAGGACAUGUUGCGAAUCUCUGCGAGACUUCUUCACCUCUGCCAAAUUCCUUAUUUACAUGGGCCAUGCUCUGUCAACAUGGGGUGACCGAAUGUGGAACUUUGCCGUGGCUGUUUUCCUGGUAGAGCUAUAUGGGAACAGCCUGCUGCUCACGGCCGUGUACGGGCUGGUGGUGGCAGGCUCCGUGUUGCUGCUGGGAGCCAUCAUCGGAGACUGGGUAGACAGAAAUCCCAGACUCAAAGUGGCCCAGACCUCGCUGCUUGUCCAGAACAGUUGCGUCAUCUUGUGUGGGAUCCUCCUGAUGGUUGUUUUCCAGUUCAAAGAACAGCUCAUGAAUCUCUACAGCGGAUGGAUUCUGACUAUUUGCUACAUUCUGGUCAUCACCAUUGCCAACAUCGCCAACCUUGCCAGCACAGCGACCUCCAUCACCAUACAGAGGGACUGGGUUGUGGUCGUGGCAGGUCAGGACAGCAGCAAUUUGGCAGACAUGAAUGCCACAGUGCGGAUUAUUGACCAGUUGACCAACAUCCUGGCUCCAAUGUUGGUGGGCCAGAUCAUGGCUUUUGGCUCCCAUUUCAUGGGCUGUGGCUUCAUCUCUGGCUGGAACCUGUGCUCCAUGUGUGUGGAGUAUGCUCUGCUGUGGAAGGUCUACCAGAAGACACCGGCGUUGGCUGUGAAAGCUGGACAAAAAGGGGAGGAGCAGGAGCUUAAACAGCUCAGUCCCCACAAAGACUUAGAGAAUGGCCAGAGUCCUGAGGAAUCUUCUCAGCCGCUUAUGAAUGAAGCCUCAGUGGUGGCCAAGCCUGACUCUCCCAAGGAGCGGGGCUGUUGCUACCAAGUAUCGGAACCCCUGCGCACCUUAAAGUUCGGCUGGGUGGCCUACUACAACCAGGACAUCUUUUUCGCCGGCAUGUCCCUGGCUUUCCUCUACAUGACGGUGCUGGGGUUUGACUGCAUCACUACGGGCUAUGCCUAUACGCAGGGCCUCAAUGGCUCAGUGCUCAGUCUACUGAUGGGGGCUUCGGCUGUGUUCGGUAUCUGCGGCACUGUUGCCUUCACUUGGGUCCGCAAAAAAUGUGGCUUGAUCCGCACAGGCUUCAUCUCAGGCAUGGCUCAGCUGUCAUGCCUCAUGAUGUGCGUCGCCUCUGUGUUCACUCCGGGGAGCCCCUUCGACCUCAGUGUCUCACCCUUCCAGGAUAUUUUCACCCACUUGAUUGGAGAGAAGACCCUGCCUAAUGGUGACCUAAGCAGCGUUCACAUGGGUGUAAAUACCACGGUUGCACCAGCUGAAGAGUUACCACCUCUGCAGUCCUACAUAUCUGUCAGUCUGCUGUUUGCUGGCGUCAUUGCUGCUAGAGUUGGCCUGUGGUCUUUUGACCUGACAGUGACCCAGCUCAUCCAGGAGACUGUAAUCGAGUCGGAGCGAGGUGUGAUCAACGGCGUCCAAAACUCCAUGAAUUACCUCUUAGACCUGCUGCACUUCAUCAUGGUGAUUCUGGCUCCGAACCCCGAGGCCUUCGGCCUGCUGGUCAUCAUCUCAGUCUCUUUUGUGGCCAUGGGUCAUGCAAUGUACUUUAGGUUUGCCUUCAAGAGCCUGGGUACCCGCCUCUUCUUCUGCUUCUCGCCGGAGCAGAAAGUGGAGACAGUAGAAAGCCCCUCACUUCCUACCACCGUCUAACCCCAUUAAAGAGACUCUGUCCUCGGUACAUAGUUCACAGCCUUUUCCCCUCCCUGCAUCGUAUUUAUCAAACUAACAGCAUAGCUUGUAGCUGGCAGAAUGCUAAUACUAACAUAAACCAUAAACAUGCAAUAAAUAAUAAAGCAUUAAUCAAUAGCAGGAGGACGUCAGUAGAGCUUACAGUUUAGAAAAGCAAUCCAUAGUAAGAAUCUUAGGUUAGGCAGGGUGUCUCUAACAUUUUAAGUCUAAGAAUUAGAGGAGAGUCUCAGCCUUUCCUCUAUCGGUCCAUGCUCACAAGAGUAUCCAAGGCUUGUGACUCCAUUUUUGGUCUUUUAAAGAAACCAGAAGAAAUGUUCUCCUCCUAACUGCCUGGAUCGAGGAUCACUGUUUACGAUCUAAGAUUUGUAAAUGGUGCUUCAGCUAACAAAAGGGCAAAAAGAGGGAGAGAUGUUGCAGGGAAGAAGGCACUGAGGCUUGAAUAAAGGUGUGCAGGGGUGACUGUCUGAGAUUCUAACAGACCGCAUCCUUCGUUUUCAACACUAGCCUUUCAGUGAUGUCAUUGGUGCUUUAGCUACAUCUGCUAGCUGUUCUCUGGUAGCCUUCUCCUACUCGUGUCAGCUUACAUAUACAUGUAUGAACAGCAGGUCAUGUGCAUUUUUUUAUUUGACCAAACGCAAAACUGGGAUCCAGUCUCUUUAAUGCAUGGUUAUAAGGGUUAUGCAACUAACUGUAUUUAUUCAGGAAAUGCAGACGGUGGUUUUUUUUAUAGGAAUUGUAUCAUCAGUAUUGUGUUGUGGGCUCAUGAUUGUGCCAUAAGAGACAAAUGAUAAAUUCUAUGCACCCUUGUCAAUAGUCAUCUCACUUACCAAAGUCAAGUCCACACAAGGCAUAAAAGGAAGUGAGGGAAACCAGUUAUCUGUCUGAAGCAUUCCAAAUAUAUAUAUUUUCAUCAGGUGACAGUAGUGUAGCUUCACUAAUGCUUCCAAUAACCCAAGAAUACCCGAAUAUUUUUAACCCACUUUGAGAUUGUACUUAAAAUUUUGUUUUUCUGCUAGUUUUAAAUGAAUAGAUCCAUGUUGUCACCUUAUGAUUUUUAUGUUUUAUGACUUCUCUGUGGUGAUUUUCUUUUCUAAUCAUGAUUGUUGUUACACAGGCACUUUAAGUGAUUGACAUCUGUCAUUACACCCAAUGCGUGAUCAGGUAUUUGAUCAAUGUUUUUGCACAAGGCUGAAAGUCCUGACCACCCCACCCCCGCACAAUCAUAUUUCAAUCACUUAUAGCUGCCCUCUCAGUUUGUUCAGGUGCUGUGGUGGAAUGGUGGUUCUAAAACGCACAAAUUGCAGUACUCAGCACCACACAGUUCAUGAGGAAAAACUGGACCAGCCCCUGUGGAAUAGUCUGAAUACACCGCAACUUAAUCCCCUUCCUCUAGGAGUCAGCCAGGGUUUUCGCUCUUAUUGCUCCAAGCAUGAAGGAGACAUUUUUACCAAAGUCAAAUCUCUGUCUUCUGUGGACGUCUUUGGCUUUGUAGCACCAGUGUAAAACAUCUAUGUAAUAGUACCUCAAGAAAGUGCAGAGUGGCUUAUUUGCAAGCUACUUUUCCUGUGAAGUGAUUUAACUGAACAGACGUUGUCUUGUGAAAGAGUGUCUCCAAAACAGUUUCAAAUCACUGACACUGGAAAAGUAGCUUCUUUUUAAUGUAUGUAUCUAUAACUUCCUUCCCACCUUUAGUAAUUUCUGAUGCCUUAUAAGCUAGCAUUGUCAAGGAUUAGUAGCCACAUCCCACCCAUUUAAAAGAGUAGACAGUUUCUGGGAAAUGGCGGGGGUUAAAUAUUUGGGUUGGACUCAGAGGUAGAGGCAGGUGUCAGGAAACAGAAGGUUUCUUGUUAAAUGUUUAUUCUAAUGAAACCUGGUUAAAGACAGUGGUGCUGAGUCAGGUGUGCCAUGAGCCGAGGACCCACCAGGAACAGAGGUUCAUUUUCAUGUCCCUCCCAGGUUUAAUCUAACCUCAAACUCAGGCUGGGCAUCAGAGCCACAUCAGAACGGCCAGUCUACUGAUUCAGGAAUAUCACACAUGGCCAUACAUUCUAAUGUAAAUAAAUGUCAAGUAUACAAUUGUAAAAUGUAAAAAAAAAACAUUGUGUAUACUGUGUUGUGCUGUUUGUCUGAAAACUUGUUUUUUUUUUUACAUGUUUUAUAUAC
Paralichthys olivaceus (Japanese flounder) is the source of this 4307-nucleotide messenger RNA. It is a transcript of the gene slc40a1, whose product is annotated as solute carrier family 40 member 1. Gene Ontology annotation, cellular component: basolateral plasma membrane. Gene Ontology annotation, molecular function: iron ion transmembrane transporter activity; peptide hormone binding. The record is from RefSeq and is a predicted model, not a curated record. Gene Ontology annotation, biological process: iron ion transmembrane transport. NCBI's taxonomy places the organism in Eukaryota, Metazoa, Chordata, Actinopteri, Pleuronectiformes, Paralichthyidae.